This is a messenger RNA of Lactuca virosa, 997 nucleotides long. The record is from the annotation of a GenBank genome assembly. NCBI's taxonomy places the organism in Eukaryota, Viridiplantae, Streptophyta, Magnoliopsida, Asterales, Asteraceae.
UGCUAUAAGGUAUUUCCAACAAAGUUUCUAUAAAUUAGUUAUUAAACGGAUUGCUCAGCUGUUGAAAAUGGGUUCGAGGGAGGAGGAUUUCGCAUAUGCAAUGCAACUGGUUACCUCUACAUCAUUGACCAUGGUGUUGGUGACUGCAAUCAAGCUCAAGGUAUUCGAGACAAUAGCCGAGGCGGGGCCCAGUGCACAACUCUCGGCUCAUGAGAUCGUGUCUCGUUUGUCCAUUACAAACCCGAGUGCCCACCAGAUGCUCGAUCGAAUGUUUCGGUUGCUCGCUAGUUAUUCGGUUGUUACUUGCAAUCAACGAGACCAUGAGUUGGGGUUGGUUCGAGUGUAUGGACUCACCUCUGUUGCCAAAUACUUUAUUCCAAACAAAGAUGGGGUCUCUUUAUGUCCUGUUAUGGAGUUGCUUCAAGAUAAAGUGUUCAUCGAAAGUUGGUUUAAACUUAAAGAUGCGGUGCUAGAAGGUGGUAUUCCAUUUGACAAGGUUCAUGGAACACAUGCAUUUGAAUAUUCAGCAUUAGAUGCAAGGUUCAACGAGGCUUUCAACAAUGGCAUGUUGAAUUUUACUACGAUCAUGAUGAAUGAAAUUCUUGAGUGCUACCAUGGCUUUGACAACCUCAAACGUGUUGUUGAUGUUGGAGUUUAUCCAGGUAUAGAAUAUAUCGGAGGAGAUAUGUUUGAAGAGGUUCCGCAAGGUGAUGCCAUUUUUAUGAAGUGGAUACUGCAUGACUGGAGCGAUGAUCAUUGUGCAAAGUUGCUAAAGAAUUGCUACAAGGCUUUGCCAAAUGAUGGGAAAGUUAUUAUAGUUGAAUACAUUCUUCCUUUUUUGUCAAACACAAGCUCUUUUGACAAACUCACUACACAUAUGGAUGCAAUCAUGAUGACACAAAACCCUGGAGGAAAAGAGCGCAUGGAGGAUGAGUUUCUUGUGUUAGCUAAAGGCGCGGGAUUCGAAAAGAAUGUUGUGUUUGUAACAUGUAUGUGA